AUGAAAGGAAAGAUUAAUGGUGUACAAAAAAGGAUUUUAAAUCUUAAUCCUUUAGCAUUAUAUGUUUCUUGCGGCAACCAUAGUAUAAAUUUGGUAAUAAGUGACUCUGCACGGUCUUCAGUAAAAUCUAUAGCUUUUUUCGGUAUUCUUCAGAGAUUGUUUACUCUAUUCUCAGCUUCAGUGAGCCAAUGGAAAAUUUUAAUUGAUCAUGUUAAAAUUUUGCAUUCAAAGAAACUCUGUGACACGUGGUGGGAAGCAAAAAUUACUAAUGUUAAAGCCGUUCGUAAUCCUGAAACUGCACAUGAAGCGAUAACUCUAGGAGAGCAAUUAAAAGAUUUUAGCUUUCUUGUCUCUUUAAUUGUCUGGUAUGACGUUCUUUUUCAAGUCAAUAUUGUUAGUAAAACUCUUCAAGAAAAAGACAUGGACAUCACUCAAUGUGCAAAGUUAUUGAAAAGCUGUUGUUCAUUUUUAGAAAACUGUAGAAAAUGUGGUUUUAAAGAUGCAAUUAUAAAAGCAAAGGAUUUGGCUAUAGAAUUACAAGUGGAGCCUGUUUUUAAACCACUUAAAAGAAUAAUACGAGUGAAACGCCAUUUUGACGAACCAGCCCAAGAUGGGAUUUAUUUAUUUUCUCCUGAAAAAAAAUUAGAAAUCGAUUUCUUCAAUCCUUUUUUAGACACAUCUUUAAUUUCAAUGAGAGAAAGAUUUAUACAGUUGGAGAAUUAUUCCGAAGUUUGGGGUUUUUUGUAUAAUGUCGAUAGUUUGCAAAAAAGAGAAGAAAUUCUAAAAUCAUGUUUAGCUCUUCAAAGUAAACUUACCGUAAAUCUAAAAUCGGACAUUAAUGGUAUUCUCCUUUGCAAUGAACUGAUGAGCAUUAAACCUUUUCUUUCUAAAAUGGUAAAGGAUAAAAUUACUCCUAUUAUUGUUUUAAACUUUAUAAAACAGCACAAAAUGCAAGAUUUGUAUCCAAACACAUGGAUUGCAAUGCGAAUUUCGCUAACAAUACCUGUCACUGUAGCGAGUGGAGAAAGAAGCUUUUCCAAAAUGAAACUAAUAAAAACCUAUCUGCGGUCAACAAUGUCGCAGGGUAGACUUUCAAGUUUAGGAACCCUAUCGAUUGAAAAGAAUAUUGCUGAAAAUCUUGAUUUUUCAACCCUAAUCAAAGAUUUUGGUGAUAAGAAGGCUCGUAAGAUUAAUUUAAAAAAUUAA
Hydra vulgaris (swiftwater hydra) is the source of this 1206-nucleotide messenger RNA. RefSeq lists its product as uncharacterized. NCBI's taxonomy places the organism in Eukaryota, Metazoa, Cnidaria, Hydrozoa, Anthoathecata, Hydridae. Gene Ontology annotation, molecular function: protein dimerization activity. The record is from RefSeq and is a predicted model, not a curated record.